Cotesia congregata is the source of this 1869-nucleotide messenger RNA. The record is from the annotation of a GenBank genome assembly. NCBI's taxonomy places the organism in Eukaryota, Metazoa, Arthropoda, Insecta, Hymenoptera, Braconidae.
AUGUCGAUGAGAAGAGAUAGUGAUAAAUUGGAAUAUUGUGAUGAAAAUGAAACGCAGUGUAAUGGUGAAAUGGCAGAUAUGAAUUGUAAAAAUCAUCCUUCGGAUAAAGUGACAUUUUAUUGUUAUCCAUGCAAAGAACCAAUCUGCAUUGAAUGUCUUCGGUAUGAUCACAAAUCCUUAAAACACCACUAUGAAAGUAUUAGCAGAACUGAAUCCCGUCUUGAUAAAGAACUAAGUGCUAUAAAUGAUAAAAUUGAUUACUUGGAAAGCGUUGAACCCCAAAAGGAAAAGAUAAUUGAAGAAAUCGAUUUUCAAUAUCAUCAAGUUCAGCAUAAAAUCAAUGAAACUUAUCAAACUUUCGAAAUUCUCUUGAAAAAAUAUCGAGGUGAAAGUUUGAUCAAGCUAGAAGAACUGCGAAACUCACGAAAGUCUAAAGUGAUCGAGGCGUAUUCCAAGAUGAAUGAUUGUUCCUCGGAAAUAACCAAUGAAUUACACCAAUUUUUCACACAGCUUUUAAGAAGUAAUAGCAUGUUAGAUAAUAUUGCUCUUAAAGAAAAAUUAAUUAAAGAGCUUAAAAAUUGUGUCGAUCGGAUGUUAAAAUUGAAAAAAGAGUUUCAUGUGGAUUUUACUAAAUUUAAUGAGCAAUGUUUUUCAGAAAUGAUAGAUGACUUUAGCAAAACUAUUGAGGAAAAGAUGAUUCUGAGAAUUUAUCACUCUUUGAAUCCGUUUUUGGAUAAAUUAUCAGACAAUGAUAAGUCUACUCCUAAGGAAGUAACAAUCGAUCAUCAAAUACAUGAUUUGAAUGGUGUUAAUGAACAAACUGAUGAGUGUAAUUCUUCGCAAUUACCUUCACCACCAAGUCAAGAAACUUUAAUACCAAAUCAAGAAGAACAAUCUGAAGAAGAAAAGGAAAUUUUGAUGGUGGAAGAAAAAGAAAAAUCUAGUGCCUCUGAUAAAAAUUAUUUAGCUGAAGAUCAUGAUUCCAGAAAUUCUCCAUUAAAGUAUUUUUUGGCAAAAAAUAUUGAUCACAAUUUUAAACCAAAAAGUUUGAAGCUAGAAAAAUCAUUCAACUAUUUUAUAACUCCGCAAGAUUUUAUCUUGAACGCUAAAGAUAGUAUUAUUGUUGCAGACACUGGAAAUCACCGAAUUGGAGUUUACGAUCGAUAUGGUAAUCACAAAUUAGAAUUUGGACGCUAUUGCGAUAAAAAAAGGCAUCUUGUGUAUCCCAAGUAUGUGAGCAUAUUCAUUAAUAGUAAUUCCCAAAAUUAUGGAAACAUAGUCGUUUAUGAUAAAGAAAAUCAUUGCUCUCGGUUACAAAUAUUUUCUGAGGGUGGAAAUUAUUUACAAGCUGCUAAAUUUCAAGAAAUUGAUACAAUUAAUGCUCUGACAACGACAAUGGAUGACCUUAUUAUUACUGUGGAUGUAAGCAGGCAGGUAUUUAUCAUUUCUGACACCCUGGAGAUAAUUAACAAAAUCGAUUGUCACGGAUUUCUGACCGCUCCAUUCUAUAUAGCUGCAAAAGACGAUGAAAUAUUUAUCGCUGAUUGGAAGAAAUGUUACAUAAUAGCUAUUAAUAGAAAAGGGCAGUUCUUGGGAUGCAUUGGUUUUAAAAAACAAACCUUUUGUCCUCGAGGAUUCUGUUUGGUUGGUGAUAAAAUAAUAUUCACUCAAAUAAAUCGUUAUCAUGAUGCUGUUCUUUUUUAUGAGUAUUCAAGGGAUGGAAGCUGUUACUUGAAAUAUAUAUUUAAACAUAAAAAUAUGCAUCAAUCAGGCAGAUUCGAGAUUACAAAGGAUGGUUUUAUGGUAUUGCUCAAUAAAUUCCCAUUGCCGAAAAUAAUGAUUUUAAAGGGUUCAAAGCACUUCAAUUAA